Molecule: messenger RNA, 1675 nt
Organism: Somion occarium
Lineage: Eukaryota; Fungi; Basidiomycota; Agaricomycetes; Polyporales; Cerrenaceae
Source: the annotation of a GenBank genome assembly
GCAGCCUUUCUGCCUCAGUGGAAAGAAAUCCUGAGCUUCCGAUUUGUCUGAGGAGAGUCCAAAGACCAUCAUCCAGGUAGCCACCGAGUCUUUCGGCACCCACAGCGCGCGCAUACAACGUGUAGAUGUACACUACUGCACCUUUGUUCACCUGAAGGGGCCGAAGGGGUGGUCGGUACACAUAAAUACUCGGGCUGUUUUUCGAAGUUUCCCCGAUAUCCCCCACAAUCAAUCCCGCCACUCCUUCCUGCUACUUGUCAUUCCUUCGUGGACAACUAUAAUCAUCUGCGAGGGCUUUACCUCCAUCGGCUGCAUUGAAUCGUCUCCCUCCUGUGCCCACAAUGUCUCCUAGCACAACAUCGGAUUCCGACGUUGAAUGUCCUUCUAGCCCUUCAAAAGGGGGUGCUUCCCAAGAGAAGUAUGGGCCUGAGCUCCUUCACGCUGUCGGUACAGUGAUGUCCAAACCUGGCUGUCCGAUUCCAGAAGGCAAAAUGCCCAUUCCGUCAUCGGAUUUGCGUGCUUGGUGCUUUCCAUGCCGCGAUGCGAGUGUAUACUAUGGCAACCUGGACCGUGUUAUAAUGACAAAAACUGGCCAGAAACCUGCUCGCCCACCGAAUUGCUUUAUCCUCUUUCGUAACUAUGCGGCAGCGGGAGUCGUGGACGGGAUAGACGGGGUUGGAAUCAGCGGUUUUUCGGGGGUGUGCUGGUCACGCGUGGCCGACGAUGUUAAAGCUCUAUGGAAGAAUGCUGCGGAUCAAGUCAUGGACGAGCAUGCGAGACUCCACCCCGGUUAUAAAUACAGGCCAGAGUCACCACAGAAGACCAAAACGUCGCCAUCCGACAGUUCUCGCAAGCGUGGAAUAGCAAAUUUGCAGAACGCCAUCCAGCGCGAGAAGUUGGAUUCGCCGGUGCUGAAACGCAAGCAUCGUAAGGGGAAAGCGUCUCGCAAUGCUUUCCGUUGUCAUACCCCGUCCUUGUCAACUACCCCUUCUUCAUGCAUGUCAUCUCCCACCCCCUCGACACCGUCUCUCUCGAACGCAUUAAGUUCGCUUAGCAUUGCAUCCAGCCCUCCCACAUUUGCGUCUCCACUUAAUCACCCUGUGAACAUGACUGAAGCCUGGACCGAACAGAGUUCAUCUUGGAACGUCUCCUCUAACAACGCACUGGGUCUCUUCGGUUUCAGUGAGAGCUCUACCGAUACUUUCGGACACAUUGAACCCGCUCCGCUCCCUAACAUGGGCCUCGGUUGUUUCGACGAUAUGAACUCCAUGCUGUCGUAUGCAGAAUCCUUGGACACUUUCACCUCCAAUCUCGGCGAGCCUAACCAGUUCUUCAAUCUCUCCGAGUACAUCGACUUCGAACAGCUUUCUUGAAUCUUGACAGUUCUUAACGUUUUAUUCUAUUUUAUUCACGCACUCGUUGACGCUCCUUACACGGCGAAACGCACGUCCGCAUCGCUCCUUACAUCGCUCGUUUCAUUCCCAACUGUCACACACUCCCGCACGCAAGAAACCUCUUCGUUGUUCUCAUUUACUUCGGCACUUCUUACAUUGGUUUUGGCGCAUGAAUCUUUCAUCCAACUAUUUUGCAGUUAUCCAUAGGUUAUUACUUGGGCUGUUUAGGUUACUAUUGCUAUGCUAUAGUACAUACCCUGGUCGGUUCACAGUCCAGUCAC